AUGACUGUUCCGUCGUUUGAAACCAUCUUCGCGGUGCCGAUGACCUGCCAGUCAUGCAUCAACGACAUUGAAGGUUCUCUGCAGCAGUUGGGUGGUAUCAACAAAGUCACUGCCAACCUCAAAGAUCAACUAGUAUCUAUCGAGGGUACAGCAGCACCAUCGGCAAUCGUUGAAGCUAUUCAAGCUACUGGUCGUGAUGCAAUUCUAAGAGGAUCUGGAAAAUCAGACAGCGCCGCAGUUUGCAUUCUAGAAUCACAUGCACUGCAUGUAGAGAACAAGGUUAGAGGGCUUGUGCGCAUGGUGGAAGUGGCUCCAAGUAUGACCAUCAUUGACCUGAGUAUACGAGGAUUGUCGCCUGGAACAUACCAUGCAACCAUCCGCGAAUCUGGCAACAUAUCCGACGGACCUGAAUCUACCGGCGCCAUCUGGGAACAUCACAAAGCCAAACAGGAGGGCAAGCCGUGUCGAGGCGUCUUUGGAACCGUUCAGGUAGGGAAGGGUGGAGUCGGAUCUGUGUUCCUGGACAGGCCCAUCCACAUCUGGGAGAUGAUCGGACGCAGCAUCGUAGUUGCAAAGGAGCAAGACGGCAAGCUUGAUAAGAACGAUCCGGAUACGCUAGUAGGUGUCAUUGCACGUAGCGCUGGGGUUUGGGACAACGACAAGACGGAAAUCGAAACCUGGGUGGCAGCCCUCGCCAGCUACGACAACAACGAGUUUGACGUCGCAUUGAAGGUCUUUGACCAGAUCUCCGACACGUCCAAGAUUCUGUUCAACUGCGGCGUAAUCCAUGCCACUCUCGGCGAGCAUGAGAAGGCGGUAGAUUGUUACCAGCGCGCUGUGCGUCUGGACCAAUACCUCGCCGUCGCAUACUUCCAACAGGGCGUCUCAAACUUCCUCAUGGGCGAUUUUGAGGAAGCCCUCGCCAACUUCAACGAUACCCUCCUCUACUUGCGCGGAAACAACAAUAUUGACUACGAGCAAUUGGGCCUGAAAUUCAAGCUAUACUCCUGCGAGGUGCUCUUCAACCGCGGUCUCUGCUACAUUUACCUCCAGCAAAGAGACGCAGGUCUGCAGGAUCUGUCCUUCGCAGCCAAAGAGAAGGUGGUGCCUGACCACGAUGUCAUUGACGAGGCCAUUCGCGAGGAAGCUGAGGGCUACACCGUCUUCUCCAUCCCCGUCGGUAUCGUCUACCGUCCCAACGAAGCGAAGGUAAAGAACUUGAAGACAAAAGACUAUCUUGGAAAGGCACGUCUUGUCGCUGCGUCAGACCGGGCUAAUGCCUUCACUGGCUUCGCCGGUGCCGAGAUUAAGAAGGGAGGACAAGCUGCAAAAGACGAUAGGACUGAAGACAAGAUCUCCUACGCCGCGACCAACCUAGUCAAACCAGAGCUUCAGAGCAGAGCUCGCCAGCAGUCAGAGCCGCCGAUGAACCGUAAUAUGUUUCCACCUACACCGCCACCAGAGGCAGACAGGAGGUCUGGUGACAGGCGAUCUGGUGGAGAGCGAAGACCUGCUGCCGAUGCCCCGAUGAGCCGCGCACAGUCCGUCCGAGGUGGCGGUCCUAAGCCCCAGCCUCUGAACCUCGGACGAGCUGCUUUCGACCAGCAAAGCAGCAACGAGCCCCCUCGCCGUCAGCCAACACAGCGCUCCGCCUCUGAGCGACCGCCGCCAAGCCGCUCAGAGUCAACACGAGACCGAGGACAACGCGAUCCGCGAGACCAACGGGACCAGCGGGACCAGCGAGACCAGCGGGACCAGCGAGACCAGCGGGACCAACGAGACCAGCGAGAUCAGCGGGAUCGUGACUACAGGCCACGACGUCGUGGGUCUGAUGACGAUAUCAUCGACGACUACUAUGACAACGACUCAUACCCGCCUUCCCGCUCCAGUCGUGGCGCAUAUACUCGCUCAAAACAGAGCAGGCGGCCAGCUUACAUCGAGGAAGAGGACGAGGACGACUACGACGGUAGUGAUCUUGAUGAUGCUGAGUUUGAGAUGAUGUCCCGCUCGAAAUCCAGGAGACGAUCACCCGCUCGCUCCACCAGAUCGGGUGGUAGCAACCGCGGUGCAGGUAGUAAGAUCAGAGUCAAGGUUCACUCUAGUGACACGCGUUAUGUUUUCAUUAACUCGGAUCAACUGAUUACCGAAUUCUGGCAACAGAUUCGCGAGAAGUUUGGUGUGCGAAAUAAAUUCAAGGUGGAGUUCAAAGAUGAUGGCGACAUGAUCACCAUGGCCGACCAAGAUGAUCUUGACAUGGCCAUUCAGACGGCGAAGAGCGUUGCUAGAAAGGAAGGCAGCGAUAUGGCGAAGAUGGAGGUUUGGGUUAGAGAAGUAUAG
This is a messenger RNA of Alternaria burnsii, 2337 nucleotides long. RefSeq lists its product as uncharacterized. The record is from RefSeq and is a predicted model, not a curated record. Lineage: Eukaryota; Fungi; Ascomycota; Dothideomycetes; Pleosporales; Pleosporaceae. The transcript has 8 exons. Gene Ontology annotation, molecular function: metal ion binding; protein binding. Bases 1 to 2337 code for a protein of 778 amino acids. Gene Ontology annotation, biological process: superoxide metabolic process.